AUGCCGGAAAUCGACGCUCUCGUCUCCGAGUAUUCGCAUUUGAAGAAGUUCUCUCGUAGGGAUGAUGCUCUUCAGACGCUAAAGAAGAUCGCGUCUCUGGUCAAGCCUAUUAUGAGGGCGCGGAACUGGAGGGUUGCUGUGUUGGCUGAAUUCUAUCCUGAUGAGCAGAACCUGUUAGGUAUUAAUCAGAAUAGAGGCCAGAAGAUAUGUCUCCGACUACGUUAUCCAGGAGACAAGGACCAGUUCCUCCCACUAGAACAUGUUGUCGACACUAUGCUGCACGAGCUGGCACACAACGUAAUCGGUCCUCACAAUGCAGCCUUUCAUGCGUUAUGGGAUCAACUAAGGAAGGAAUACGACGCUUUGAUGUCGAAAGGCUACACAGGCGAAGGGUUUUUGUCUGAUGGGCAUAAGUUGGGGGGCGCAGGUAGGAUACCAAUGACAGAAGCCCGACGAGUUGCGCGUGCAGCCGCGGAACGAAGACGCACCCUCACUGCAGGCUCAGGGCAAAAGCUUGGAGGCAGACCGGUUCUGGCGGGGACGGAUAUACGGAAAGUGAUCGUUGAUGCCAUCGAACGACGGAGCACGGUUUUGAAAGGUUGCGGAUCUGGAGAAGCUAGAGAUGAGAAGGAAAUCAAAGACAUAGUAGACCAAGCUACGCAGAAUGGGUUCAAGACCAAGGCUGAAGAGGACGCGGCAAAUGAGCGUGCGAUAUCGCAGGCGAUGUGGGAACUGGUCCAGGAAGAUCAGAAGAAAGAAUAUGGCGAUGAUUACAUUGCAUCGACAGCAGAGAAUCCCUCCGGCAAUGGCGCAGGUCAAAUUAGUCCGUCGAAACCUCUCAAAAUGGAACCAUCUUCUUCUACAUCCCAGCCAAAACCUAGUUCUUCGAAAACUAUCAAGACGGAAUCAUCUGCUUCUGCAUCCCAGCCAAAACCCGGUCCUUCAAGACAACCCCCAAAACAUGUCAGCCGUCUAGUCACCGAAUCGACAUCGAAGAAACCAAAGCCUGUCUCCAAGCCCGUCACCAAAUCAAUCGCCUCGAUUCCAGCUCCAGCUCCAGCUCCAGAUCCAGAACCCAUCCUAACUGGCUGGACAUGCAACGCCUGUACACUGCACAACCCUCUGAACUACCUAUCUUGCGAUGCAUGUAUGACCGAGCGCCCCCCCGAAGUAACGCAAAAGAUAGCCGAAUCCGAGCGCAAGAAGACCACAGCCACACAUCCACCUAGCCUGAAGGCUCCUACAUGGACCUGUAGGAAAUGCACAACUGUCAUGGAGGAGAAAUGGUGGAGCUGUUCGACUUGUCUCACGGUGAAGGCUAGCUCUUGA
Molecule: messenger RNA, 1329 nt
Organism: Lachnellula hyalina
Lineage: Eukaryota; Fungi; Ascomycota; Leotiomycetes; Helotiales; Lachnaceae
Gene: WSS1
Product: DNA-dependent metalloprotease
Exons: 2
Coding region: 1-1329 (442 amino acids)
Source: RefSeq, a predicted model, not a curated record